GGGAACCUUGAGUCUUCCAACCCGUCACUGCUGAGCGAUUUUCCGUUUCUGGAGAGGGAGAGAGGAUUUGUAAAUACCCGUCAGCUGACCAGGAUAUCUCAAGAAAGGCAACAUUGGAGUACUCGCAACGCAUUGUCAGACGAUAUCGGAUCUUUUGUAAAAGCGCAUUCGAAUGAGGAUUCUGAGUAUCUCGACGUAGUGAUAACCCACGGACAAGAAGUGGAUAACGUGGUGGGGAGAAUCGGUAGAUGCCCGUCAGCUGAUGAGGAUGCCUCGGAGAUGUCUCGCGGUUAGCAGCGAGCGACGACGACGACGACGACGAGGAGGAGGUAGUGGUGGAGGAGAAGCAUAGGCGUCCGGGGGGUUGUUUGGGUCCUUAUGAUCUGGAGGUGAGCGGCGAUCAAGGUCAGCUCUAGGAUGUUUUGUGCGGAGGGCUCGUCGUCGAAGGGCAGCUUCCUGCAACAGAAGAAAGCCGCGCGCGAGGAUCGGGCUCACGAGAAGCGCAGAGAGGCCGCGGCCACUUUGAUUCAGGCCCACGUCCGAGCCUGGUUGGCUCGCGUCCAGUUCACCAAGCGAAUACUAGAAGAAUUUGAUAAUAAUUUCCUUGAUGACAUCGGUGUGGAUAAUGCAUCAGUGGAAUUAAAACCUGCUCUAGAGGUGUAUAGAAUUAUUUCAAGAUUUUUGUUAAUUUAUAAGAAAGAAAGAGAUCAAGAGAGAAUCGAGAGAGUGUGUAGAUAUCUUGUGCUAACUCUCGAUUCCGAAUCUCCAAAAAUAUCUUAUGUCGGAGUGGCAUUAAACAAGGAUCACUACAUAUCAUGGAUAUCCCAAAUGAAGACCAUUUUAUACCAUUGUCUCUCCGGUCUGGAUGGCCUGAAGCCGGAGAGAGUAUCGGACCACAAAUCCAUAUUGCUCCGACUGCAUACUCUGGUGAGUUUUACAUCGCCAGGAACAUGGGCUAUACAGAAAGUGAAGGGCAUGGACCAAUUGAAGACUGGCAUGAGCCAACUGUGCGCAAAUAUAAUGGGCCAUCUAGUUAACAAUGGAUUUUAUGCUACUAUGCAGACUCUUUUAAUGAAGGGAUUAGGUAGAGCAAAAAUUGCUUUGAAACCAGUUACACUUUCAGCAGCGGUCACUCUGACAUUGAGGCCACUGAUCUCUUCACAAAUGUCUGACAAAUUGGUAUCCCUGUUCCUAAUUAACAUCUUUAGCGUCCCAGCUCUGGUUUAUCACUUGAAUAUUUUGUCACCGGAGUGCAUUUCGUCGUUCAUAACAAAUAAUCUGUUCGCGAGAAGUUUGGAGUUGUUAAAUUCCGAACAGAAUUUAAGGAUCGUCUUUAAUGCUUUGGAGGGCAGUUAUGCGCUUUGUUUGCUCGCAAAUUUAAUACAAUUAGCGAAUAUUGAGAGGGAAGAAGUAUUAAGAGAACUCUGCUUUCCUUCUUUUACGUUUGUCGUAACGAGAAUGUUGGAAGCAUGUCAGCAAUAUGUAGUUGCCAAACGGAGUAAUUUGACGCAUUGGCAUCCUGUAUUAGGCUGGUUUGCACAGACGAUUGACACGUCGUUGCAGGAUGCGACUCCUUCGGUAAAAUUGCAACUUGCUUGUCUUUGGACGGGCAGAAUUGUUACGCAUUUAAUCGAACAGCCACUGACCGAGUUUGUCGAAAAAGAGGUACCACCUCCGGUAGAACAACAAAGUACCUCUUCUAUGGGAGCCAAUAUUUUCCGACGUGCGUUUCUUGAGGCUCGUACCAACAGGAACAACAGCACUAAAAAUUACAGAAAGCUGGGCAGUCCGGAGGCUACCAAGAUAGCUUUGAUCUGCUCGCUAUAUCAAACGGCAUUACACACGCUUACGCAGAUGAAGAUCGAGAUAUUGACCGGAUUGUGCUAUCAAGGCAAAAUUCUUUAUCAUAUGUGGUUGUUUCUCACCACCCUGGGGCCGCACUGCGGUUUGAAAGCGUUUCUAGAUCUCUUGGCGGCUAAUACUAAGUGCACGGCACCUGAGUUCCAGAUGCUGAUACUAUUCGCUGAUUGUAUGACGCACUACGUGACCAUCUUGGACGAUAUGGAAAUGUAUGAGCAUCAAGAUCCCUUCAAGCUUACAGACUUUAUCACUAUGUCGUACUUUCUAAAUCAGUUUUUGUACAAAGCAGUUCUCACUAAUUUAUUCGAUGUGAAAUCCGUAUCCAGCAAUCCUCUAUUUAUUUCGCUUUAUAUUCUUCUAAUGGCAAUCUAUCGACGCGAUUGUCGCAGAACGUUUUGUCCAGAAGGUCAUUGGUUGGCCAAGGAAGUACGAGUAUCCGGCUUCUUGGCCGAUUUGGAAAAGGGAAGACGCGGUGCUGCGCUUUUACUUUCAAAAAUGCCUCAUGUUAUCCCUCAUUCUGAACGAGUUGUAUUAUUUCGCAAGCACAUAGCUGAUGAAAAAGCAGUGAUGGGUUUAACUGAGAGCGCUUGUAACAGUCCACCGACCACUCUCAUCGUCGUACAUAGGUCUAUAUAUUUUAUUUAUUUUAUAUUCAAAGCCACAAGCGAAACGCUCUAUCCAUCUCCUACAUCUUUUAUGCAGGACAAUCAUUUGCAACUGUUUGAAUUCGUCGGGCGAAUGCUCGGCAAAGCGGUUUACGAGGGCAUUGUCGUGGACGUGCCUUUUGCGUCAUUCUUUGUGUCGCAAUUUUCCGGGCAAACAGGCGGUGCAUUGUACAGUUGGCUAGACGAGCUCGCUUCGUUAGAUCGCGAUCUUUACCGUAGCCUGACCUUGGUAAAACAUUACAAGGGCGAUAUCCGGCAACUGGAGUUGACAUUCUCUCUUGAUGAGGACGUACUCGGCAAACUGGUUACGCACGAGCUGAUUCCUGGCGGGCGUACCACUGCUGUGACCAAUCAAAACAAGAUUCAAUAUAUCCACCAUAUGGCGCAUUAUAGAAUGUAUCAUCAGAUCAAGGAGCAAACGACCGCCUUCAUCAAAGGAUUCCGCUCCAUCAUUAAUCCCGAGUGGCUGUCGUUAUUCUCGACGCCCGAGUUACAGAGAUUAAUUUCGGGCGAUAAUGUACCUUUGGACCUGCGAGAUUUACGAAAACAUACACAAUAUUAUGGUGGAUUUCAUGAUAGUCAUCGGGUGGUAUGCUGGUUGUGGGAUAUUUUGGAGAAAGAUUUUACAGAAGAGGAAAGAGGCUUAUUCUUAAAGUUUGUGACGAGUUGCUCGAAGUCACCUUUGCUGGGUUUCGCUCAUCUGGAACCGCCUUUCUCUAUACGAUGCGUGGAAGUCUGUGAUGACGAGGACACCGGCGACACUAUCGGCAGCGUAAUCAGGGGUUUCUUUACAAUCCGCAAGAAGGAUCCACAGAAUCGAUUGCCCACUUCAUCAACGUGCUUUAAUCUGCUCAAGCUACCAAAUUAUCAAAAGAAGAGCACGUUGCGAGAAAAACUUCGCUAUGCUGUCACUAGCAAUACUGGUUUCGAACUCUCGUAAAUGCUAUCGAAUACUUUUAUUCCAAGAGAAGUGAUAAACAAAACUUUAUGCGAAUUGAAACAAUACGUG
Messenger RNA from Pogonomyrmex barbatus (red harvester ant), 3534 nucleotides. RefSeq names its product ubiquitin-protein ligase E3B. Gene Ontology annotation, biological process: protein polyubiquitination; ubiquitin-dependent protein catabolic process. Lineage: Eukaryota; Metazoa; Arthropoda; Insecta; Hymenoptera; Formicidae. The record is from RefSeq and is a predicted model, not a curated record. Gene Ontology annotation, molecular function: ubiquitin protein ligase activity; protein binding.